Carassius auratus (goldfish) is the source of this 5655-nucleotide messenger RNA. It is a transcript of the gene znf831, whose product is annotated as zinc finger protein 831. Bases 487 to 5445 code for a protein of 1652 amino acids. NCBI's taxonomy places the organism in Eukaryota, Metazoa, Chordata, Actinopteri, Cypriniformes, Cyprinidae. The record is from RefSeq and is a predicted model, not a curated record. The transcript is spliced from 5 exons.
UUUUUUUUCUUUAGAUCAGUUCCGUUCAGUUGUGUUAUGUGCUGCACUCUGUCUCUGUCUUUCUGUCUCACUCUCAUUUUCUCUCUCCUUCCCUCCCUCCAUCUGCUCUCUUCCCUAUCUGUGUCCAUCUCAUUUAUUCUUUCUUUCAGCAUCUCCAUUUUGUGGCAUGCUCUUCACUUUGGUUUGGGUUCUUUUUUUCAAAGUACAAGUGGCCCCGAACUUUGUUUUAAAUGCAGCAGAAACGGCUGUAAGAAAACUAAAGAGAGAAGAGGAACCAAGGGCCUUUGUGGUGAGAGAGGGUGCCACAGUCACAUGAUAUCUGUCACUCUCUUGUUCGUUUUACCUCGCACUGUUGCAAAGAUGGAUUUUGGUUUCCACGUUAUGGAUUAAAUUGGGCGAUCUUUAGCUGCUCCCGUGUCACCUUUAAGUUUCAAGCUCUGGUAAUUAGUGAGCUCCGUCUCUCAGCAUCACAAGGGUUGUGUUACCAUGGCAACUAGCAAGCAGAGCUUUAUGAGAGCUGCCGAGCCUCAGUGUUCAGUGUCUGCACAGAGAGAGGAAGAGACGCAUGUUAAGGCCCCUCUCACAACUAUGUAUGUCCACAACGUUCCUGCCCCUGGCCUGCGGCCAUAUCCACAGGCCCAACCUGAAGCCUUGCAGGAUGCAACGGUUCUACCACUGUUCCUGCCAAGGAUGUGCAGCAGCUCGACUCUACCCUCUCUGACACUGCAUAUUGCCAGCGGGACUGUUUUGCAACAACAAAGGCUAGUGGCUCCAGCAACGUCAGCGAGACCUAAGUCUAUUGGGAAGCAUAUUUGCCCUCAGUGCGGUAAGGACUGUCUGAAGCCCAGCGUGCUCGAGAAACAUCUUCGUUGUCACACAGGAGAGCGACCAUAUCCCUGCACUACCUGUGGCAUUUCCUUCAAGACGCAGAGUAACCUUUAUAAACACAAGCGCACCCAGGCUCAUGCACGCCUUUCCAGCGAAUCUGACAAAGGCACCUUCAGCAGCCAGGAGAGCACAGAGAGCUUAAAGGACAACUGUAGUACUCCAUCAUGUGAGAUGACUGGCAAAGAAGUUCUUCCUGUAGUGACCAUACCGAAUCAAGCAGAUUCUACAGAGACUAAGACAAUGUCUGUCGAAUGGGCAUUACACAAUGUUGCCAUGGUUGGAUUAAGCACAAUACCUGCACUUCAGGACAAGGUAAAUUAUUUGAAAUUAUCAGAUGGCUUGAAAAAUAAUCCUGCAAACCAGCAGACAAGCGCACUGAGUGAGAAUGGAUGUACACAGCUCCAAACUCCAAACCGUAUACCUCUCCAGAGACAGGAAGCUUUAUUUUCCAAACCGUGGGAUUCCCCAAUGUCCCGAGGAAAAUCUCAAAGCCACGAUAGUACAGAUUCUGGCUUCAGUGACAGCAGUGAGCAUCAUUCAUCUAGCAGUCCUGGAGCAAGUUUGCAUGAUCCCAGUAUGGAAUCAUUAACAGAAGCCACUAUGGAACAGCAGGAAACAGGAGCCUCACAGACAUCCUCAGAGAUGACCCCUGACCCCAAAUGCAAGGUGUCCAUUCAGGAGAAGCAGAAGCUGGAAGAACGUAUUUCAAAGCUUAUAUAUGAGAAUAGUGUGUUGGUGGAUAAUAAACAACUGGAACAUGUGCGGCCUAGAAAGACAGUAUUGUCAAAACAAGGAAGCAUUGAUCUUCCUGUGCCAUACACUUACAAAGACUCCUUCCAUUUUGAGAUAAGGAGAAGCAAGCAAACCUCAAGCUCACAAAAUCCAGACAGAGGAGGUGGGGCGAUUCACAAUUCUCACCAGCACUCCACUGGCCUGGAGCAUGCACCAUUAACACGAAGCAGUUCUCUCCCCUUCACUAUGUGUGGCAAACCCAAUGAUGGAGCAAUCAAUUUGAAUCUUAGUAGAAGGUGUAGUGCAGGGCAUGUUUACCCAUUAAGGUCAUCAGACCAACAAGCACCAGGUCAUCGUUCACUAGUUAGGCAGGUAGCGGUAGAUUGUCUGCCUACUUCAGAGGGAUCCCCGGCUGAAAGAGGGAGUAUUAACAGCCUUAGCUCUGAUGGAGACAGCACUGAUGUCGGAACAGAGCCAAUUAUAAAAGGAAACUACAGGAAAAAAGCCCGAAAAUUUGACUACACAAAGUGGCACACUUACAAAGGUGGGAUAUUUACGAAACUCUACAAUACUGAGAAAGACAGUUUACUGAAGACAAAAAAAACUACACUGAACUCUGAACAAAGCCUGGAAACUCAAACUGGUCAACAGAGGGACAAUGGAUCUGUGUCUCUGAGCUUUACUUCCUGUUCUGUUGUGACCUUACAAAAUGACCUUAAAAUGUCCUAUACCAGCUUUGAAAAUAAUAAGGGGGAAGACAUGGAGAGGGAUGAAAUAAUGACACAACACACUGAUUUCCAUAUCCCAUCAGAGAGGAAGAAACAGCGCACUGGGAAUGAUGUGAAAAUGCUCAGUAUUUCAGAUCCUAGAGCUGGUGGGGCAAAUGGAAAUCAGGGUGGUUUAAUUCAUCAGUUACCCCUGUCAACUUGUGCAAUGCACGAUUCCAUCACAGUGCCAGCACAAAAGGUCAACAUGCAAAAUCUCCAACCGCAGGGUAGCUUCAUACAUCAGUUCUCGAAUCCAAGUCAGCUCGUUGGUAAUUCUCUUAGCCCUGCUGUUUGUUUAAUCAAUGUGAGUGGGACACCUGGAACCCCGUCUGGUUCUAUCAGCAGCCCCACCGUCCCUUUAGCCAAGACCAGCUUUCCUCCCAAGUACCAGCUAAAGAUUCCAUGUUCCACAGAUGGAGUGUCAGCUUCUUGUUCUGGCUCAACUUUAGCACAUAGCAUUUGCUCAAACGUUCCAGCUCUCAAGCAAAGCCGUCAAACUACAGUGCAGUGUCCUCUUGAGAACAGUGUACUAUCUUCAAAGCAGUGUCAGGGUGUUUCAAUAGUCACAACCACUGAACGGAGUAAACAAGACGUAUUGUGUGCAACAACCCCAAUGUUAUCGGUUUCCGGUUCAGAGCUAAAUCAAACAUGCACUUUAUCCAAAGUCCUGACACAGAUUCAGUCUACCACGCCUACAUCAAUUUCUCUUGUUUCUCCACCAGUGCAACAUCAAAUAUCUUUGCUGCAGAGCAACUGUGCAACACGUGUGGUGGAAACCCCGUCAACAGUUUCUGUAUCAUCUGUAUUAACAACCUCAGAGAACGCUCAGCCUGUUACAUCAAUGAACACAUCAACAGUGAAUUAUUGCUCAGAAUCCAGUCUACAAACCUAUUCUUCAGUAACUACUACACCUACAAUACAAAACCAUCCUGUCUCCCCUGUGAUUGAAUCAGGAAAACCUCUUGGUCUUACUGCAGACACCGAAUCCAUAGUUUAUGAAAAUAAUCUAAACAGUACUGCUUCUAAAAUGGUCAAUGGUGACUUUCAAGGGUCCCAAUCUGAGGGAAAGAUGAUACUACUAAAUGGCUCAACACAGGCUCAGAACACAUUUUAUGUACAAACAGCUGACCUCCAGAUAGUCAUGCAGCUCAUUUCCGAUGAACAGUUAGCUCUGAUAGAGCCUCAUAUUGAAACAGCAACUUCAAGCAUUUUAACAAACCAGACAACUCUUUCUAAGGAGGUAUAUAGCACUGAUGUGCCUCCUGUAUGCAUGGCACAGGAACUUAUAAAUAAUGGUGAGAUGAGAAAGAAGAAUGGUUCCAACUGUGAAUCUGUCAGUCCAGUAAACAAAGCAGAAAUUGUUUGCAAUUUAAAAUCUCAUAAUGAUAAAGAUUAUGCAAAUGAGUGCCCUCACUGUGUUUCAUCCUGGUCACAUCCACAGACAAAGGUUCAUAUCUCAGCCUCAGUGGAUUAUAAUAAAGAUUCUGCUGGGCAGUUGGAUGAAACACAGAAGAUACCUGAGAAUUCACAGGAAAGAAAAUCUGCUGGUUUUGAGGUCAUCACAGAGACACACCACAGACUAGCGGCUGGAGACAAACUAUGUCAACCUCAGUUACUGGACAACAGUGAUUUUGUCCAUAACAAAGAUUCAGGCAACUACUCUGAAGACCAAACAUUCACGGAGAUAACCAGUGAUAAAGAGCUGUUCUGUUUAAUGCAGCCAAAUCACAUUCAAACUAUAACAAAUACUCAGCCAGUGGAGCCAAAGGAAAGAGGUCAACUCAUGUCAGUCACAUUAUCAGGAAACUGUGAAAGUGUUCAAACAAAGAAACCUACACAGCUCAGAACUUGUAUCUGUGAGAAAAAGACGUCUACUGGAGAAUCACAACAUAUGCAAAAAGAGCUCAACUCCACAAUACAGCCCAGUCACAACAAGCCACACUGGGCUGCAUGUGGCAGCUCAGAAUUAGAUACAAGAGAAAUGAGAGCAUGUGUCAAAGGGAAGCUCAACUGCAAGCUGAUUGAGACAUUUUGUCCAUGCCAGACACCUACACAGUAUGAAUUCAAACAAGCCUUUGCUCCAUGCGCAGGUGACUUUGAUAAUGACAAUUCUAGUCAAGGGAAAGUAUCCUGUCCAAUGCUGAACAAGACAUCUAACAUUCAUAGCAUUCCUGAAGACAGCAUCAGAUGUGAAGAAAAUCUGGAAAAUCUGGAAACUCUGCAAGGAUCUGUGGAAGAUGGUACCCUUAAAAGCUUUUGGUUUCAGAGGGACCCUGGGACAGAGAGCAAGGAAUCAGUCCCCAAAGAUCCUGAGAGUAGAAGUGGAGAGGGGGAAAGAGCCAGAACAGAGGAAGAGGAAACGUCUUGUGAGGAGCAUCAAAAAUCUGCUCAAGCUCACCCACAUUUCUCCCAGGAAGUGUCCCUUAAUAUUUCAGAGCCACUUAAGCAUGACAAAUUUGGAGUUUCGAACAAACCAGAAGCAUCUGUUUGCACAAAAAUUAUUUCACAAACUUGUCAACAUCAAGCUCAAGGGGAAUGUAACAACACCACCCGAAAAGACAGCAUAGGUGAACAUUUGGUUAACAGUCCUUCUCAAGAGACAAGCCAAAAGGAGACAUCUUCACCAAAAUAUUCCAAUCAAACAUGCAAUCAUCUUUUGAUGCAUCCAGUCAAAGUCAAUACCACGCAAAAUGAAUUCCAGAAGGAGACACAGACAAAGGGUGCUAUGAAUUAUUUGAUUUAUUCCAAAGGCAACCAAGUACAGACAUCAAAAGACAAAAUGACUGGCACAACUUUAUCAGCCAGUGUUCUGCAACAUAACUGUGGUGAUUCAAAGACUAAUAUGGCUGAUGCAAGUAUUUCUUCAUUAUCCAGUGCUGGUCCCAGUUCUUGCAAUGGCUCACAUCAAAUGUCUAGUCAAGAAUGUCACACCCAUCAAAUAUGUCCCCCAGCCAUGCACAGCAACCCAACAUAUGUAGGUAAUAAUAGUUACCUGGAACAUGAGGACAGUAACAGCAGCAGUGAUGAUGAGCAAAAACUAGUCAUUGAACUUGAGUAAGGUGAAAGUACACACAAAGCAAGGCAAAAAAAACUCAAGGUGUCCAACACCGCCAUAUGUGCCACUACACAGAAGGCAAAAAGCCCUUUAGCAAUUGCAAAGAAAAAACUAUGGCAUCAUUAGGCUGACAUGAAAUGGUAUUUUAUCAUCAUAAGUCUAUACACUGGGGUAUCAUUUUGUGACAUAUGUUGAUGUUACUCACAAUGAAAG